Molecule: messenger RNA, 1363 nt
Organism: Haliotis rubra (blacklip abalone)
Lineage: Eukaryota; Metazoa; Mollusca; Gastropoda; Lepetellida; Haliotidae
Product: sodium- and chloride-dependent glycine transporter 2-like
Exons: 7
Coding region: 76-867 (263 amino acids)
Biological process (GO): sodium ion transmembrane transport
Cellular component (GO): membrane
Source: RefSeq, a predicted model, not a curated record
GCGGUUUUUUGCACGUUUGUGUGUGAAGGAACAAGUCUGUUUGCUGGUCUCGUGGUCUUCUCCAUCCUGGGAUUCAUGGCUCAUGAGGCGAAUGUUCCAAUAGCAGAUGUUGUGUCGUCAGGACCUGGACUGGGUUUUGUUAUAUACCCAGAAGCCCUAUCUCAACUCCCGCUGCCGCAACUGUGGAGUGUCCUGUUCUUCAUCAUGCUCAUCCUUCUGUCACUCGACUCGCUGUUCUCAAUGGUUGAAACUGUGGUAACUGCCAUCUUAGAUGAAUAUCCCAAACUGAUAAGAUGGCGAGUGACAGUGAAUGGAAUCUACUGUAUUGUGUCAUUCCUCCUUGGACUCGUGAUGACGACUGAGGGCGGAGUAUACGUGUUCCAGCUGCUGGACUGGUACAUUGUCGCCAUUUUCCUCAUCUUCUCGGGACUACUGGAGUGUGUAACAAUUGCCUGGAUCUAUGGAAUUGACCGUUUCAGCGACGACAUUGAGAUGAUGAUUGGCAGACAAGUUCCUCUGUUCUUCAAGAUCACGUGGUGUUACGUCACACCAGCCAUGCUUCUGACAACACUUAUCUUCACAUUCACUCAAUACGAACCGCCGACAUACGGCAAGUAUGUGUACCCUUAUUACACGACUGUGAUUGGGUGGUUCAUCGCGGCCCUUCCGUUAAUUCCAUUCUUUGUGAUGAUGGUGGUCGCCGUUAAGAAACAGGAGGGAAAUCUGUUGCAGAGGAUCAAGAUGGCCAUGAUACCAGAUGCAAAAUGGGGGCCAGCUGACCAGUCUUACCGAGCUCACUACCUCCAGCAACACCGGAAACCCUCAACCCUCAAAAGUGCGUUCAAAUCGUCAGUGUCCUGCAAAUAGAAAAGCGUAUUACCAGAUCCUGCCUUUAUUUCUUAUAUCAUGACGAAACCAUGUUCAUCUGUGCUCAACAAAAAGUAGGUCUAACAAUGAUUUGAAGACAAAGACGGACAAUAAUAAAUUAAACAGUUUCCGCGAUACCAGUUUGUGUUGCGUCACGUAAUAGUCACGUGAACGAAAUGUUCCACAAUGGAUUCCGAUAGUGUUACACGAGGUUUAAUUGUCCGAAUCGAACCUAGUACCUCGAAAAUAGUCUGAAAGAAUGGAAGGUAAAGAUGGUUCAUUGUUAAACUUUACAUAUUGAGUUAAUUUACUGAUAGUAUUAUAUAAUCGCAAAAAUCAUUGCAUAUCCAUACUGCCUUCUACUUCAUUCAAUUUAUAUCAUGUUUAUAUAUUUUAUAUUCUUAUGACCUAUAUGUUACACUGGGGCGGUGGGGUAGCCUAAUGGUUAAAGCGUUGGCUCGUCACGCCGAAGACCCGGGUUCGAAUCCCCACAUGG